AUGUCGAGAUCUGGUGAAUUACAUUUAAAGGAUCAUUUACUGACACCACCAUUAUAUCAUGAAGCAAUUAGUUCUCAACAACAGAUUCCGAAUCAAUAUCUCAUGUUGUCCAAUACUCAUACGAUAGUGCGUUCUCCUGCACAUGAAAAUCAUGAAGAAAUUCCAUCCCAAAGACAUCGUUAUCAAGCCGUGAUUUUGACAGCAAUCAUUGUCGGUGGAAUCAUUCUUUUGGCUAUUAUAGCCUCUUUCACAUAUAUCUUUGUAAAACGUAAUCCAGUCACUCCUCCAGCACCAAUGACAACAACAACGAAAAGACCAAUUUGUUUGAAUGGUGAUGGACUUUUAGUUCGAGAAGAUGGAUCUCGAGUGAAAAUACGUGAUGUGAAAAUAGGUGAUAAGAUUCUUGUGGCUCAUCAAAAGAAUGAGAAAGAAAUCGAAUUCCGUCCAAGUCCAAUCAUUGCAAUGGAUAUAUUUCAGAAAUGUAAGAAUAAUUCUUUUGUGAAUUAUCUUCAGAUGGAAUUCGAAUCGAACGUUGAUAUUCAAUCAUUACGUCUCACUCCAAAGCAUUCCUUACUUGUCCGAAAGGCAGAUCAAUCGCAAGGAAAGUAUCUCUUUGCAGACCAAGCUAAAAUUGGCGAUUAUUUAUAUUUGAUGAAAAACAGUUCUCAUCCAGUUGUUGAAAUGGUCACAAAUGCCAUUAUUAAGCUUUUCGAUGAUUAUUCGUUCCGUAGAAUGGGACAUCAAUAUGAAUGUCCAUUUUGUCGGGAUUUUUCGAUAAAUGUACUGAAAAUGUUAUUUGUUCAUAUGGAAAAAUUNGAUGUGAAAAUAGGUGAUAAGAUUCUUGUGGGUCAUCAAAACAAUGAGAAAGAAAUCAAAAUCCGUCCAAGUCUAGUCAUUGCAAUGGAUAUAUUUCAGAAAUAUAAGAACAAUUCUUUUGUGAAUUAUCUUCAGAUGGAAUUCGAAUCGAACGUUGGUAUUCAAUCAUUACGUCUCACUCCAAAGCAUUCCGUACUUGUCCGAAAGGCAGAUCAAUCGCAAGGAAAGUGUCUCUUUGCAGACAAAGCUAAAAUUGGCGAUUAUUUAUAUUUGAUGAAAAACAGUUCUCAUCCAGUUGUUGAAGUAAAAAUCCUUCGGAUAAUUGAUAUUCAACUUCAUAAACACUCUUUACAUGUCCGAGACAACAUCACUAUGGUCACAAAUGCCAUUCUUAAGAUUUUAGAUGGUUAUUCGUUCCGUAGAAUUGACAUGGUUCAACAACGUCGCGAUGCUUUAAAUGUUUUAGAUGAAGCUAUCAUGAAUAUCCCUGAUGAAGCCGAUGGUGAACUUCCUGAUCAUUUCGUCUUAUCAUCUUCAUCUGUAGAGAGCAAAAUCUCAUCUAAUGUUCAUUACACCAAUAUGUCUCAGAAAGAAGAAGAAAACAAGGAUAUUUUGUUCAAAUCAUCAAUCGACAAAUUAUACUUGGACUUCCAACAAGGUAGAAUUUCAUCUGAUCAAUUUGCCGAUGCAGUUAAACAACUCCAGAUUGAUUUGUUAAAAUAG
This is a messenger RNA of Adineta ricciae, 1539 nucleotides long. Lineage: Eukaryota; Metazoa; Rotifera; Eurotatoria; Adinetida; Adinetidae. The record is from the annotation of a GenBank genome assembly.